Saccostrea cuccullata (small rock oyster) is the source of this 534-nucleotide messenger RNA. RefSeq names its product heavy metal-binding protein HIP-like. The coding region runs from base 112 to 534 and encodes 140 amino acids. The record is from RefSeq and is a predicted model, not a curated record. Gene Ontology annotation, molecular function: protein binding. NCBI's taxonomy places the organism in Eukaryota, Metazoa, Mollusca, Bivalvia, Ostreida, Ostreidae. The transcript is spliced from 2 exons.
AGCUCGAGGUUAGUGAUCUCUAUUUGUUUUGUUGUUGUUCUUAUCAAAGCAGAAAAGAAAAGCGGCAAUUUCCUUGAGAAAUAUAAUAAAUACAACAGAAUUUGCAAUGGAAUGGGUUAUCGAGAAAAAAGCUGCUCCAAAAAUAAAGGAAUCGUGGCCUUUAAUGCCCGACUUCCAAAAGCUCUGCAGAAUAUGCCUGCAAAUGCCAUUGUAGUAUUUGGAAAAGUAACAUUAAAUGCAGGGAAUGCCUACGAUACACGGACAGGAAAAUUUACAGCCCCGAAUGAUGAAAUUUAUUCCUUUACAUGGACCAUUCUUACUGGACCAGGUAACACAUUCCAAACACGGCUGAUUCAGAAUGGCAACGAGGUUUGCUUCAACCAUGUAUUUGGCAGGAACCAGAACAACUAUGAAACAGGGUCGACAACCUGUAUAAUAAGGAUGAAGAAAAACGAUCGAGUGUGGAUAAAUAUGCAUUUAAAAGGAGAUUAUGCCUACAAAGACUGGAGCUCUUUUUCUGGUUUUCAACUUUAA